Drosophila grimshawi is the source of this 3027-nucleotide messenger RNA. RefSeq lists its product as uncharacterized. The record is from RefSeq and is a predicted model, not a curated record. Lineage: Eukaryota; Metazoa; Arthropoda; Insecta; Diptera; Drosophilidae. Bases 32 to 2887 code for a protein of 951 amino acids. Gene Ontology annotation, molecular function: RNA polymerase II cis-regulatory region sequence-specific DNA binding; DNA-binding transcription factor activity. Gene Ontology annotation, biological process: regulation of transcription by RNA polymerase II. The transcript has 2 exons.
GUCAUCAUCAUAUCGUCAUCAUCAUCUAUAAAUGACGCCAGCAGCUGUUGAGGAUGGGCGUGAAAAAUGCGGCAGCGUCUACACUUGGAACUGUGCUGGCGAACUCUAUGGCAUCGAGUGUGAGCUGUGCGAGGAGCGACCCCUUUGUGCACUCGAUGAGUUCGCCGAGCAUAUGGAGCUGUGGCACUCCGACUGGCAACAGGCACCGGAGGAUGAGCUCAUGCAGGAGGUCCUCGCCGAACAGUCCAGCAGCAACUGCGAGGUCAAUGAACUCAAACAGCAGCUGGUUCAAGAGCUCAACUCGCUCGAUAAACAGCUACAACAGCCACAACAGCCACAGCAGCAACCACAGCAGCAACCACAACCACAGCAGCAACCACAGCUGAUGGACACAUUUCAACUGAACGAUCAAGUUCAGUUCACUGCGGAUAGUGGCCUGCCCAGUGUGGAAACGGCAGCGAAGUUGACGACGGAGCAUGUGCAGCAGCUGAUUGAGCUAUAUCGAUCGCAUCCCCGUCUGUGGGAUCAAUCGCAUCCAGAGUUUCGGGACGUGGAGCAGUGUCGCUACUCGUGGCGCCAGAUAACGGAUGCGUGGAGUGCUCACUGUGGACGUGGCUUCAGUGUGACCGAUGUGCGCAUCCGGAUCUCAACGCUGUGCCAGCGAUUCCUCAAGCAGCGUGAACGCAUCGAUGCCGAGGGUGAUCUCGAUGAGGGCGCCAAAUUCGUCCAUUACGAUCAGUUGCGCUUCCUCUGUGAGCAGCAGGCGCUGCUCAAGCGCCAGGAGCACUUUGCCCGCGAGAAUCGCAAACUGCUCGAGAUCUACGAGCAUUAUCCAAUACUCUGGCACAAUGCCCACAAGAGAUUGCGCUGCGCCGCAACGGUGAAGAGGCGCCACGAGGCACAUCGUGGCCUCCAGCUGGCGUUGCGUAUGUGCGGCAUCAAUCUGUCCGGCUUGGCGAUGCAGCGGCGACUCCAGUCGCUGAGGAAACGCUAUCGCCUAGAGAAGAUACGCUAUUUGCACAGUGUCGUCGAGGGCAAACAAUCGGAAUUUGUGUCCAUCUUUGAGCAUUAUGCCGAAAUGGAGUUUCUGCACAAGCACAUCGAUCCCUAUGUCUGUGCUGGCUGCGGCAAGAUCUUUGAGAAUCUGAUCGGUCAUCAGGCGCAUGUGCAGGAUAGCUGUGAGGAGCAAUCACUGUCUGCCGCCGACUGCAAACAGUUGACCGAAUCGGAGGCGACGCUGGGCGAGCUUAUGGUGCAGCUCGAGCAGCACGAAUUACAGCAGCAGCAGCAACAGCAACAGCAGCAACCGCAACACCAGCAACAGUCUGCCGGAGAAGAACCCGAGCAGCUGCAGAUAGUGGAGCGAGUGGAACAGCAGCAGCAGCAGCUGGUGGCAGCGGCAACUACAACUGAGCUAGCCACGCCACUGCUACAUAGUCUAGCAGAACAGGAGAAUGCGCAGCAGGCGGAGAUUGAGCAAUAUCCUGACAAGGAAGAUCCGCACGGCAAAGAGUCCUUCUCCGAGGAUAGCCUGUCGACGGGUGGACAGCUACGGAUGCGCCUCAGUCUGGAGCUGACCAAUAAACUGAUUGAGCUCUAUCAAUCGCAUCCAAAUCUCUGGGAUCCCAAUCAUCUGGACUAUCAUGCGAGGAAACAGCGACGCCAGGCCUGGCACAACAUUGCCGCCCAGCUGAACACAUUCGCCGGCUGUCCGGAUCGCUUCAGCUGGCAGAUGUUGCAUCGCAAGCUCACCGAUUAUGUCAAGUACUAUCGACGCGAACGCCAGCGAGAGGAACUGGCGGUUGGAGGUGGUGGCGAGGGCACACGUUGGGGCUUCUACGAGGCGUUCAGCUUUAUGGACGAUGUGGUGCCCAUAAAUCGUGUGCUGCAAAAAUCGUUGCAGCAGCGCGACAGCAAUCUGAAGAUCAUCCAGGUGUAUCAGAGCUACGAGCAGCUGUGGUGCACCACACAUCCGGAUUAUACGAAACGUAAGCAGCGCUUGCGUCACCUGGAAUCGCUGUGCACCCGCCUGCAGGAGGAAUGCAAUCUGCAGAUAACCGUUGAGCGUUUGAAGAGUCGUCUGAUCGAGUUUCGCUGCCAGUAUCGUCAGUGCAAGGAGGCACGCCAGGCGGCGCUGCAGCGCAACAAUGCCAACUGGCAGCCGACCUAUGAGUAUUAUGCGGCGUUGCAGUUUCUCGAACUGCACGUGUCGCCAUUCAACUGCGAACGUUGCACGGCGAGCUUUAAGCGGCGCAGCGAUUAUCUGCGGCAUCAGCGCAACGUUCACUUGGACCAGCAGCUGAAUGAGAUGCAGCCGUUGCAGCGACGCCGUCGCAUGCGGCGUGGCACGAAUGCGACAAAUCCGCUGGAGCACAUCUGUCACAUUUGCGCAAUGAAAUUCUCGUUGCGCACCAGCCUCCAGGCGCAUCUGCGUCGCCAUUUGGGUCAGCGGACACACUGUUGCACCGACUGCCCCAAGAAGUUCUUCAAUUCGACAUCGUUGCGGGUGCAUCAGCGCAGCCAUACCAAAGAGCUGCCGUAUGUGUGCGAGCAUUGUGCCCGGGGCUUUGUCAACGCCAGCAAACUGAAUCAGCAUGUUAAGCGGCACACGGAGAAACGGGAUUAUCCGUGCACGCGCUGCGACAAGGCGUUCUACACGGCCCACGAGCGAGAUCGCCACUUGCGCGCCCAUCUAAACAUUAGGGACAAGGUGUGUCCGUAUUGCAGUCGGGCCUUUGUCGUUGGCAGCGCCUAUUAUGCCCAUCUUAAUUUGCAUCGGGGCGAGAAGCGUUAUGGUUGUGCUGCAUGUGGCAAGCGAUUCGCUCAAUAUGCGGGUCUCUAUAAGCAUCGCAAGCGCUGCACAAUCGCCCAGCUGCAGGAGAAGUGAAUACACUCACACUCACACUCACACUCACUCACUCACUCAGAAAACACCCACAUUUUAUUCACGUGUAGUUAGUGCAAUUUUGUUGUUAUUUCUAAUUGAUAGUGUUCAUUUUAGUACUCAUUUCAGGCAUUCAUUUGAAA